GAAAAACCACUCAUACGCUACUCCUUCAAGGUUUUCUUCCCAGAACACUCUCUUCAUCUCUUCAAUUUCACCGUUUUUCUCUAUCUAAAAAGUAAACGAAUCAAACAAACUUCAAACUGUUUUUCUCUUCAUUCUUUCGUACUUAGACUCAGAGAUCGGGAGCAGUUAAAUCCACAAAUCGGAAGAACAUGGGUCAAGCUUUUCCCGAACUCUUCGACUCAUUUUUUGGCAACUCCGAGAUGCGGAAGAUGAUGGCUUAGGGGUGGAACAUUUCUUGGAACCUGGGUUUCGCAAAUGCUUGUUGGGAAGAAGUAAUUGAAAUCCAAUGAAAUCAAACCCAACUGGAGGUCAUUGCUGAUUCCUCAUCCCUCCUAUUGACGAAUAGGACGCCAUUACCUAAAUUUUUUUACCGACCUACUGUAUUCCCCAAGUUGGGAUUUUUGUGUGUAGAAUUUGUUUUAGGUAUUGGGGACUCAUCAAUUUGAUCUUGUUUCAAAACCCAACAAGAGUAAUCUUCUGAAAUAGUCCUUAAAUAUGAACAAUGGGGAAAAUAGGCGAUUGAAUGGGGAAGCUGAUGAAGAAGAUGAUGAUGAUGAUGCCAAUGGACUUGCUGCGUGGGAAAGGACUUAUGCGGAUGAUAGGUCGUGGGAAGCCCUGCAAGAGGAUGAGUCUGGACUCCUUUGUCCGAUCGACAAUAAGGCAAUUUACCAUGCCCAGUAUCGUAGGCGCCUUCGUACCCUUUCUUCCUUAGCAACCACUGCUCGGAUUCAGAAGGGUCUUAUUCGCUAUCUCUAUAUCGUCAUCGACUUCUCCAAGGCUGCUACAGAAAUGGAUUUCCGACCAAGUCGAAUGGCUGUUGUGGCAAAACAUGUAGAGGCUUUCGUAAGGGAAUUCUUUGACCAAAAUCCACUCAGCCAGAUUGGUUUGGUGACUAUAAAAGAUGGAGUUGCUCAUUGCUUAACAGAUCUUGGUGGAAGUCCUGAAUCUCAUGUUAAAGCGUUAAUGGGUAAACUGGAAUGCUCAGGUGAUGCUUCCUUGCAGAAUGGUCUGGAACUUGUCCACAGCUAUCUAAAUCAAAUUCCAUCAUAUGGGCAUAGAGAAGUUUUAGUCUUAUACUCUGCUCUUAAUUCUUGUGAUCCUGGGGACAUCAUGGAGACAGUUCAGAAAUGCAAAACUUCUAAAAUAAGGUGUUCAGUUAUUGGUCUUACUGCAGAAAUUUUUAUAUGCAGACAUCUCUGCCAAGAAACUGGUGGCUCAUACUCUGUCGCAUUGGAUGAGUCUCACUUCAAAGAGUUGCUAUUGGAGCAUGCACCCCCACCCCCAGCAAUUGCAGACUCUGCCAUGCCUAAUUUAAUCAAGAUGGGUUUUCCACAAAGAGCAGCAGAGAGUUCCAUUGCAAUAUGUUCAUGUCACAAGGAAGCUAAAGUUGGAGGGGGCUAUACUUGCCCUCGAUGCAAAGCAAGGGUUUGUGAGCUUCCCACAGAGUGUCGAAUUUGUGGACUGACUCUUAUCUCCUCACCCCAUUUGGCUAGGUCGUAUCAUCAUCUUUUUCCAAUUAUACCAUUUGAUGAAGUCUCUGAUAAAGUAUUUCAUGACCCACGACACCAACUUCCAAAAGUUUGCUUUGGCUGCCAAGAAAGCCUCAUGAAUCCUGGCACACGUAACAGUCCAGGCAUCCGUGUUUCUUGCCCAAAGUGCAAACAACACUUCUGUCUUGAUUGUGAUAUUUAUAUUCACGAGAGCUUGCACAAUUGUCCUGGCUGUGAGAGUUUCAGGCAUCCCAAAUUAGCGACUUUUGACGAAUGAAUGUCUACUUUUAGAUGCAACAAUAUGGCCCUAACCGAAUCCAAAUAGGACGCUUCUCAGUCUAUUCAUUUGCGUAAAAAGCUGGAAUGAGAGCUUUGUAUACCACUGCUUAAAAUAAUGUUGAAUGAAUGCUGAAUCCAAGGCUCACAUUGUUACCGCAAUCAUCUUUCGUGUUUCUCAACAGCUCCUAAACCAAUUUCAGACCGAUCCAAAGCUUGUGGCUUUUUGACACUUGAUGCCAUUGUUGAAAUUGGGCGGAAGAUUAAUUUUUCAAGAUGAAAGGCUGAAAGCCAAUUUCCUUCUAGGCUGCAGGAUGGACGACUUUACUUGAGUGUACCCAAAAUUGACCCCCCCAAAUAGACAUUUUUCCAUUUUCAUGAGAUUUUGUAAAAACUUGAUAUUAAUUAUUAUCCGAUUCAGGGUGUAUUUGACAUUCACAUUCUUUUAGUUAAGUUAUUAAAGAAGCGCGUGCCAGAAAA
This is a messenger RNA of Cucumis melo (muskmelon), 2285 nucleotides long. Its product is annotated as general transcription factor IIH subunit 2. Gene Ontology annotation, cellular component: transcription factor TFIIH holo complex; transcription factor TFIIH core complex. The coding region runs from base 535 to 1806 and encodes 423 amino acids. The record is from RefSeq and is a predicted model, not a curated record. Gene Ontology annotation, biological process: nucleotide-excision repair; DNA-templated transcription; regulation of transcription by RNA polymerase II. NCBI's taxonomy places the organism in Eukaryota, Viridiplantae, Streptophyta, Magnoliopsida, Cucurbitales, Cucurbitaceae. The transcript has 5 exons. Gene Ontology annotation, molecular function: zinc ion binding.